AUGGCUUCAAAUUCUCAAUCUCAACUUGCUACAAUUACUAAGAAAAUACAAGGAGCAUCCAUCAGUAGGAAGUUUCCUAUGCCUGUUAGAAGAACUAUCAACACCGUUGAGGAGGUCAUAGCAGCGGCAACUAAGUGGUCUAAUAGUCUUAUUGGGAAAAUAAUUGAGAAAAAUACUUUGGAUUUCAAGAAAAUUAAGAAAGAUAUCAGUAUACAGUGGAGAAUGUACAACAAGUGUGAGAUAAAAACAAUGGGUACAAAUUUGUUUGUUUUCAAGUUUGAAAAGGAAGGUGCUGCGGAAGAGAUCAUGAAACAAGCUCCAUGGGAAGAUAUGGAGUAUCUGAUGAUUCUUCAUGAUUAUGAUUCUGCGAAAGAUGUGUCAGAGUAUGACUUCACACACCAAAUAUUUUGUGUGCAGUUCAGGAACUUGAAAUUGGAGCAUUUAGAUGAUGAUUUGAUCGAUAAGAUGUGCAAGGAGAUUGGUAAGAAGAUGGAAGAGGACCCAGAAGAUGCAAGGCCUAAAUUGAGCAAAUUACUGAAGGCUAAUGUGGAAGUUGAUAUUACAAAGCCACUGAGAAGAGGUACAUGGGUGCUCACAGCAAAUUUAGAGGAAAAAUGGGUGGUUUAUCACUAUGAGAAACAACCUAGAAAGAUCUGUCCAAAAUGUUUCGUUCUUCAACAUGAUGCUGAGCGUUGUGAGGAGUAUGAAGAUCAACAUAGAGUUCUAACAAUGACAACAGAACAAUGGAAUGGACACUAUGAAAAGAAUAACAUCUCAUAG
This is a messenger RNA of Papaver somniferum (opium poppy), 780 nucleotides long. RefSeq lists its product as uncharacterized. The coding region runs from base 1 to 780 and encodes 259 amino acids. The transcript has a single exon. NCBI's taxonomy places the organism in Eukaryota, Viridiplantae, Streptophyta, Magnoliopsida, Ranunculales, Papaveraceae. The record is from RefSeq and is a predicted model, not a curated record.